AUGUUCAGAAAUUUUGUCCUUUGGAAAUACAGUGAAGGCAACGCCAAAGGGCGGGUGAAAGAAUAUCCUAAAUUUUGUAUUCUCAAUAUCAAUAUCCAAGUCAUCAUUGAUGGCACUGGCAUUGGUAGUAGUAUUGCUAUUGACAUCGAAAAAAAAACACUGGCAGAGUCUUUAUCAGCAAGCACAGACGAGCUUAUUAAAGAUAUCCCAGAAGUAAUCGAAGAGGAAGUUAAUGUAAAGUUGGAGCAGAUAGCUAUCGUAAAGGAGCUUGAGCAAAUCCUUAAAUCCAAUAAAUACAUACACAAGGUUGACAAUGUAUUGCCAGAUCUUGAGUCAAAGGAAAGAACACUUGGCUUCUUGGAUAGUCUAGGUGCAUAUGGGUUCAAAGAAGAAAUCAGAAUGUGCAAAAGCUUAUUCUAUGAAUUUUGUACGAAUUUUGUACUUUUGUCUUUUGGUGUCUUCAACUACGAAUUGAUAUCAUUGGCUAAUAUUCACACAAGAAUUUGA
This is a messenger RNA of Phycomyces blakesleeanus NRRL 1555(-), 507 nucleotides long. RefSeq lists its product as hypothetical. Bases 1 to 507 code for a protein of 168 amino acids. The record is from RefSeq and is a predicted model, not a curated record. The transcript is spliced from 2 exons. NCBI's taxonomy places the organism in Eukaryota, Fungi, Mucoromycota, Mucoromycetes, Mucorales, Phycomycetaceae.